Molecule: messenger RNA, 5650 nt
Organism: Zophobas morio
Lineage: Eukaryota; Metazoa; Arthropoda; Insecta; Coleoptera; Tenebrionidae
Exons: 6
Coding region: 446-5347 (1633 amino acids)
Biological process (GO): positive regulation of transcription by RNA polymerase II
Cellular component (GO): chromosome; nucleus
Molecular function (GO): chromatin insulator sequence binding; DNA-binding transcription factor activity, RNA polymerase II-specific; RNA polymerase II transcription regulatory region sequence-specific DNA binding
Source: RefSeq, a predicted model, not a curated record
AAUUUCUUGGCCACACUUGGAAAAUAUAAUUAAUAGAGUUGGCAGCCGGCCAUAAAUUGUCAACAAUCUUCGAUGGUUUUAUGACCCAUGUCCCGUAAUUGUCCAUCCCUUUUAGCUCAGGUAGAUUUUCGCAAGAAAAUCCUGUUGAAGAGACUUCUUCGAACUUCCCCAAAAUCCGCCGUAACUGCCACACACUUUCCCUCUACCUAUGUACCCUUCGCGUUGUUCUUUCGCUCGCUUCGCCGCGAUUCUCGUCAGUACCGCUCCGUCGCGCCUCGUCUCCGCUUUCGAAACCGCCCCGACCAGCAUUCGGUCCGUCCGCGACCCCCGUCGUCGCCGCGGCGCGCCGCCACUGCUCCCCGUCGCAAGAAACCUCCGUCCAGUUGCCUGAUGUUGAGUUGCCAUAUUGAAUUUGACGUUAGCUUAAGAAAAGUCAAACCCGGCCAUGUCCGAGCACCUCGACGACGAGGACAAGGACCAGGACCCGGAGGACCUCCCCGAGUGCAAAGUGAAGCGCAACUACUCGUGCAGCUCGUGCGACUUCUUCACGCAGAACCCGCGCCACUACCUCUACCACCUGCGGGAUGUGCACGAGGAGCGCGUGAGGAUCUACGAGUGCCCUAACUGCCUGUACGCCUCCAAGCACUUCCAGAAGCUGCUGCGACACGCCAAGAUGGUGCACGACGCCGCCGCCCCGGCGCCGCCGCCGGCGCCCGCCGCGCCCUCCGACGACGACGACGAGUUCAGGUGCUCGCUGUGCAGCUUCUCGAGCAGGUCGAGGCAGAUGCUGGAGCGGCACGAGCGGCAGGAGCACAUCAAGACCAAGUUCUUCAGGUGCAGCAAGUGCACGUACGCCACGCACAUGAAGGCUCGGUUCACCAAGCACGUCAAGUACCACUCGAUGCCGAUGAUCAAAUGCGACAUGUGCGACUUCCGGACGCCGUACAAGUGGAACCUGGACAGGCACUGCAAGAACCACAACGGCCGCGGCGCCUUCAGGUGUUCGGCGUGCAACUUCACGGCGGACAUCAAGCAGAGUCUCACCGUGCACGAGAUGAACCACCACGUGCCGCCGGUGGGACAGGCGGCCGGCCUGGGAGUGGGGCGGCGGCGCAACAAGGUGGGCGCCAGCGACGCCGCCGCCGCCGAAGACGCCGCACAGGUAGCACAAGCGCCGCCGCCGCCACACGAGCCCGAAAUAGCCCCCCAGCCGCCGAAGAAGGCGAAGCCGUCGCACAGCCCCGAGCAGGGCUCCUUCGGGCCGGACUUCAUCAACCCGGAUGACAUCAUCCACCACGCCAAUGGCAACGUCUACAUCAAGAACAAGUGCAAGCUGUGCAACUUCAAGUCGGCGUGGGCCACCGAAAUGACCCGCCACGAGCAGAAGGUCCACAACAUCGUCCGGGAGACCUCCCCGAAGCCGAAGAAGCCCACCAGGCCCAUACCCAACCUGAUCCCGAUACCGGCGCAGACCUCCGUGCUCAAGCUGCCGCGCAAGGAGCCGGAGAUGAGCCAGCAGGACAUGAACGCGAUCUGCGCCAGGUCGACGAACAGCGCGCUCAAGGACUUCGCCAAGCUGUUCAACAGCGAGGAGGUGUUCGACAACGUCGACGAGGACAACAAGAUGCCGGACCUCCUCCCGGCGAAGGCCAACAAAGACGACUUCAAGGAGAAGAACGCGUCGUUCUUCGACAAGCUGAAGGAGAAGCUGAUCACGGGGGCGGCGAGCACGCUGACGUGCCAGGUGUGCGGACACAAGAGCAAGUGCCUGUCGGAGCAGGUCAAGCACCAGCAGAAGUGCGGCAAAGAGAGCAGCAACCCCCACACGUUCGCGUCGACUUUCAUCAGCUCGUCGCGCUGUCAGUACUGCCGCCAGCGGUGCAAAUCCAGCACGGGGUUGUACCACCACCUGCAGACCUGUCCCGAGGCGAUCAAGGCCGCGGAAGCCACACCCCCGGAGUCGGAGAGCGAGCUCAAGAUCGACGAGAGUCAAUCCGAAGACGGCGAGAACAACAACAACGUGAAUAAGCCGCACCCGAUGGAGAAUCGGGUGUUCGUGUGGAACAACAUCGAGGUCCCGAUGGACUUGGAAGUCGACGACUCCAAAUACGAGUACCGGGAGGACAAGAUCGACGACAACGUGUCGUUGGACUUGUCGCUGCGGACCCAUUCGCCGAUCAGCGAGCGCAGCGAGAACAGCUACGUCGGUCAGGACUUCACCACGACCCAUUUGUCUCCGGUCGCGGAUAAAAUCCCGACCCACGGCAACGACAUCUCGGUGGCGCAGCACAAGAGGGUGUUCAAGUGUCCGCAUUGCACGUUCUGGGCGUCGACCGCAUCGCGGUUCCACGUCCACAUCGUGGGCCACCUCAACAAGAAACCCUUCGAGUGCUCCUUGUGCUCGUACCGGUCGAACUGGCGCUGGGACAUCACCAAACAUAUCAAACUGAAGUCGGUGCGAGAUCCGGCCCACGAGAGCGCCAAAGUGCUGAUGACGGACGAGACGGGACGACGGAACUACACCAAAUACAACAAGUACCUGACGGAGAUCCACGUGAGCGGCAACCAGAGCCUGGACACGAGCGGCGGCUCGGGGACCAGACCCAAGCACCACGACAGGAACUCGUCGCCGAGCCAGAGCAAGAGCGACCUGCCGAAGCUGACGAAGGCGCCGUCGACGAGCGACUUCAGCCCGCUGCUGAGACCGCCGCCCCCGCUCAAGGCGGCGGACGGGAGCUUCUUCAAGGUGGACAAGAACAGGCGCUCCAACGCCGACAGCAAGAGGACGCUGUUCAAGUGCAAGAAGUGCAACUUCAGGGACGCCUCCCGCGACAUCCUCUUGGCGCACGUGAAAGGCCACUACCCCCACGAACUCCAGGUGGGCCCGUCGACCCCGAGCCCGGCGCCCGAGACGACAAUUCGAGGUGCCAGCCCUGAUAAAGACGAGGCAAGUGUUAGCACGUCAGCGAAAGGGAGCCAAGCGCCCUUCCGCUGCGGUCACUGCAACCAGGUAUCAAAUUGGAAGCAUGUCAUUCAGCGCCACUGCCGCCUCAAGCACAGCGGCGACAUCCGCGUCGUCAGCAACAAGAACGGCCAGGAGAAGCUCGAGAUCGAGGAGCAGACCGACGAGCCGGACCACGUGGACGUGCCGCAGGAUGGCGCUUUCAAGUGUCCGUCGUGUCCGUUCUCGAGCGACGACCAGUCGGACUUGGAUGGUCACCUACCGGGACACAACGCGGCCGCCGACAGCGUCCUCAAGUGUCAAUUUUGCAACUUCUUCGUCAACAAGAAGGAGAACUUGUACGAGCAUUUGCGGCUGCACGGGAUCGCCGACCCGGAGGACUUCCUCGCCAAGCUGUACAGUCCCGACGGGGACUUCGGGAAGAGGUUCAAGUGCGCGGUGUGUCCCUACGUGACCAAUUCCAAGUCGCAAUACACGUAUCACAAGCAGUUCCAUAAGCCGAGGGGGGGACAGUAUACUUGUACCCAGUGCAGCUACAACGUGAGUAAGAGACAUCUUCUGCACCAGCACUUGAAGGUGCACGGGAUCAGUGUGGGGUCGCAGAAGCACAACGGGGACGUGAUCGACGUGGACGAUAUGUCGGACGAGAUCGAAGAGGUGCAAGGGUUCGAGGGACAGGCAUUCCCGGAUAUCCCGUUGGUGUGGGUGAGCAAGAACGGGAAGUUCGCUAAGAUGUUCAAGUGUCGGUUUUGUCCGCACGUGAACUUGAGGAAGGUGAAUAUACAGGAGCACGAGAAGAUGCAUAGCGUGAGGGAGAAGAAUCCGAACUCGAGUCGGGGCAGCGACGUGGAGCACCGGUGCAGCGAGUGCAACUACGUUUGCAACAAUGCGGGUGUGCUGUCGUCGCACUCUAAAGUACACCAGGGGUUGUACGGGACGGUGCACUGUCUCGUGGAUCAAGUGAAAACCGACGAAGAGCAGAUUCGCGAGUUGAGCAAGUUCUUGAACCCUCCGACUAUGGAGACGAUCAAUUUGGAUGACUACGAGAACGCGGAGGCUAGCGGUUUGGUGGAAAGCGAAGAGGGUGACGACGACGUGUCGUUGUACUUUUGUAUGGAGUGUCCGGCACGCUUCCUCAAAGAGAACGAAUACAAAAUCCACGUUAGGUUGCACGGAUUGAGGUCGUACUACAAGUGCGACCACUGUUCCUACUCGGCUAGACAGAAACCACAUCUGCUAGCCCACAAGAACGUGCACUCGCAGCAGUACCAAGAGCGUACUCAAGUGUUGCAGAGUAUGCACAAGAGCCACAACCACCAACCCGAGUUGUACAAUACCGCCAACUGCGACGGUGAGAUAAUUUGGGUGGUCUGUUCCGACCCCAAAUCCGACAUAGAAAUGGAAGAAAUAAGUGCCGUUAUCAGUAAACCGUCGAAGUCGAGCCUCAACGUCCCCCUCUCGGGUACCGAGCUCUUCCAGCAGAAGUCCGAAGCCGAGCAAAAGCAAGCCCAACUCCUCAAGGAGUCGUCGCCGAAGCCCUCGGACCCCCAAUUCGGCACCCUCAUGCACGGCAACCCGAACUUCGUCUACCCCACGUACUUGAAGAACGGCAAAAUGAAAGAAAAGCGCUACAAGUGUCACAAGUGCCCUAGCGCGUUCGAGAAACGCGAGCAAUACAAAGUGCACUUGAACCUGCACGGUUCCAAGCAGAAGUACAAUUGCGAGUACUGCGACUACUCGGUCAAGUACUACGCCAACUACGUGCAACACUUGAAGAAGCACAAGAUGAGUUCGGAGGCGUUGGCGGCGCGCGAUUGCGACGACGUCGAGAUGGAGGUGGAGGAGGAAGUUACCGAAGACGCGAUGAGCGAGAGGAAGCUGUCGCUGGGCGAUCAGCAAGCUUACAAUAUCCUGCAGCAACGGUUGUUAGUCAAUAGUGCUAGUCCGAAGGAGGAGGAGAAGAAGACGUUCACGUGCCCGAGUUGUCCGUACGUGAAUUACAGGAAGGACGCGGUGGACAACCACCAGAAGCGGCACGUCAGCGUGUCGGGGACUAAAAACAAUUACACGUGCGAGCACUGUGAUUAUUCGGUUCCGCAAGUGCACUUUCUGAGGGAUCAUACCAAGUUGCACUUCUUACCAAAAAGUGGCCAAGUGGAAGGGUACAUGGUGUGUGAUAAUUUCAAGCUGGUGUCGAAGAAGGUCGACGACGAGGAGAAGAGCGGGGAGGUGGUGUUCGAGGAGAACGGGGGGGAGGAGAAGGAGUUCCUGCCGCCGCUGAGUGAGGACGUUUCGGAAAAGUUCAAUAAUAACGACGGGGAGAAACAGUUCGUUAACGUAGAUACGGGGGAAGUAGCGGGGGGUAGUGACAAGAUGGAGAGUUAGUCAAAUUUCUAGUGAUAAUUAUCGUAUUGUGAGGACUAACGAGGUUUGCCUUAGUCUUUAAUAUAGAGAGUAUUUCUACAGAGUAUUUUCACAUAUUGCUAGUACAUUUUCAAGAUCGUAGUAUUAAUUUCAAUUUUCUUACCUUGAAUAGUCUUGUAUCUUGUAUUUAUUUUAUCUUAUUGAUGUUCUUCAUUAUCAUGGGUUUAUUAAUUAAUAACGCCAAAGCAUUUAAUGCCAAAUUUUGCCAUAAUUGUUGUAUUUGUAUUGUUUACAGAGAAUAUAUGAGUUCUAUUGCAUCCAAAA